Salpingoeca rosetta is the source of this 721-nucleotide messenger RNA. RefSeq lists its product as uncharacterized. Gene Ontology annotation, cellular component: mitochondrial inner membrane. Bases 24 to 302 code for a protein of 92 amino acids. NCBI's taxonomy places the organism in Eukaryota, Choanoflagellata, Craspedida, Salpingoecidae. The transcript is spliced from 4 exons. The record is from RefSeq and is a predicted model, not a curated record.
UCCAUAAGCACACAACCUCGAAGAUGAUGCACCGACUGCUGGCAAGGGCGAUGCGCGCACGCGCCGCACCUCUUCGUCAAGGGGCGCGCAAUGCAUCUCACGGUGGCGCAGAUGCACACAAGUACUCCGAGAGUGUCACGCCCAUUGAGCCAAGCCCAAUGUACUCGUAUGCGGCCACGGGCAUGGGCGCAGUGAUGUGGUUCUGGAUUCUGUGGAGGGCAAAGCACGACCUUCCCCACCUCUUGGGCUUUGAGCAUCCUUGGGACCACCUGCACGAGCACGGUGACGAGGAGCACCACUAAGCGUACCACUACCAUCGACAACCAACAGCCAACCAACCAUCUGUCGUGAACUGUUGUCUGUGCUCCUGUCUAGUUCAUGUGUCAAUGUGUGCUUGUGUAAGUGUUCUUCACCCUUCUUUCUUUCUCCCCACAACUCCCGCUUUGGGUCCUCUCUGCGUGCUGCCGUGUCGUGUGUCAUGUGUUGAUGGAUAACUGUGGUGUACUGGUUUGCUGUGUGGACCACAAGUGAAUGAACAGCGUGUUUGUGAUGAGACGACUGCAACAUAUGGGGAAGAGGAGAACUGUGUUGGAGGUGGCGGCCGCCUUGUUCAUUCCUUGGACAUCUUCGCUUUCUUGGCAUCCUACACAGCAGGGUGAGUGGAACCGCACACGCAAUACAACGCAUGGGUGAGUGCACGCAUGUUCACGUUCGCGUUCCA